GUGACCCCUUGCGUGUCCCGGAAGUGAAAGCGGGGUAAUGCAUACCUGGAGUACUGGAAUCGCUCGGUAAUAAUCGCGUUUAGCGGCGGUUUUCUGCUUUAGAAAAUGGACACGUUGAAUAAACUGAAACAGUUUGACGCGUAUCCCAAAACUCUGGAGGAUUUCCGAGUGAAGACGUGGGGAGGAGCGACCGUGACCAUCAUCAGCGGGGUCAUCAUGUUAAUCCUGUUUGUCUCUGAGCUGCAGUACUAUCUCACUAAAGAGGUCCAGCCUGAGCUGUAUGUCGACACGUCACGAGGAGACAAACUGAAAAUCAACAUCGACAUCAUUUUCCCUCACAUGCCCUGCGCCUAUCUCAGUAUAGAUGCGAUGGACGUGGCUGGGGAGCAGCAGUUAGAUGUUGAGCACAACCUGUUCAAGCAGCGGCUGGAUAAAGACCUCAAAUCUGUCACCAAUGAAGCAGAGAAACAUGAACUUGGUAAGGCUGACGAUGGUGAAGUGUUUGACCCCAGUACACUGGACCCGGACAGAUGUGAGAGCUGCUACGGAGCUGAGACUGAAGAGCUCAAAUGCUGUAACACUUGUGAUGACGUGCGGGAAGCGUACCGCCGGCGAGGCUGGGCGUUCAAGAACGCAGACACCAUCGAGCAGUGUAAGAGGGAGGGCUUCACACAGAAAAUGCAGGAGCAGAAGAAUGAAGGCUGCCAAGUUUAUGGCUUCCUCGAGGUCAACAAGGUGGCAGGAAAUUUCCACUUUGCUCCUGGAAAAAGCUUCCAGCAGUCUCAUGUCCACGUGCAUGCUGUGGAAAUACACGACCUGCAGAGCUUUGGCUUAGACAGCAUAAACAUGACCCAUCUGAUAAAACACCUGUCAUUUGGUAAAGAUUAUCCCGGCCUCGUCAACCCUCUGGACGGAACAGACGUCACAGCGCCACAGGGCUCAAUGAUGUACCAGUAUUUUGUGAAAAUCGUCCCUACCAUCUAUGUGAAAACUGAUGGAGAGGUACUAAAAACCAACCAGUUCUCAGUCACCAGACAUGAGAAAGUAGCCAACGGGCUGAUAGGAGACCAGGGGCUGCCGGGAGUCUUUGUUUUAUACGAGCUGUCGCCGAUGAUGGUGAAAUUCACAGAGAAACACAGAUCAUUCACACACUUCCUAACAGGAGUCUGUGCCAUUAUUGGAGGUGUGUUUACAGUGGCUGGUCUGAUCGACUCGCUCAUCUACCACUCGGCACGAGCCAUCCAGAAGAAGAUAGAGCUGGGCAAGACAUCCUAACAGCGUCCCCCGCCGGCCUCCAAUGGCGCAACACGGACUGAGACGCGCACACACACCAAGACAGAAGAAGAGGGACAGUCAGGCAAAGGGAGAAAUUUGUUUUUGCUUCCUCUUCUUGUCUUCUGUCAGCAAGAAACAGAGGUUUAAAAUCAACCUCUCUCCUCUGUCUGGAGAAGCACUAAAGAGGAUUUUAUAGGCUUCUUCAAAUUUUUUGUCUUCACUGUUAAUUUCAGUGCCAACAGGACAGAGUCAGAAUCCGAUGGCAACAAGAGACUUUAUAAGAUUCAAGAGAGGACGCCUUAACAGUUCAAACCCAAGGAGCUGCCUCCCCUCCGUCCGUCUUUUCAGCACCAGUCCGUUUGUCAGAGGAUCUAUGGUGAAGUCUUUGUUCUAGAAGAGUGGGGAUGAGAAGGCAGGUGACAUUUUAAAGGAAUAGGCCACCCAAAAUGUUUUGUUUGCUUUUGCCUUAUAACCUAAUAGAUGAAACAAAUGUGUCCUGCAUUUCUUUAUUCUAAAUCAUGGACGACCUGACAGGACACAGAGGAGUUUGUUUUAAAAUUGUAUUUCAUCAUGACCACAAGAAAGUUAUUUUGUGAUGUCAGUAAAGGUUUAUUGACAUCAUGAAAGAACUGUUUACUUUUGGUGACAUUUUAUAAUUUUCUUAUUGUCCACAAAUCCCUUGAAAAGACCAAACCAAGUCCAAGUGUUGUCUGUGUAUCCAAAGCCUGAUUUAUUGAUUUAUCUUCUUCCUCUCUCUUUGCAUUGGAGUUCUGGCACCAAACGCUCAGUGUGGUCCAAACACACAUCAGUGACAUGAGUGACAUGUUCCUUCAGCAUGCUGAACACACAGUGUAAUUUACUUUGGCUCAGUCCCACACACGCACACACACACACACACACACACACACACACUGUCUUGCUGCUGGAAAUACUUACUACAGAACCAAAUGAUUAAUCCACUGCUGAAAAUAGCCCCAAUUAAUGCACUAUUUCCUGCUGUUUGAGUAACAUUUGCAUAAACCUAAAGUGGCCAACUGUUUAAAAAAAUUAUUUAGUCCUUUUUAAACAUGAAACUAUAUUUUUGUGAGCCAUUUUUAAUGAUUUACAUCUUUUGGUAAGAACCCAGGGAUGAAGUUCAUGUACUGAGAGAGUAACAUGAUUUUGGUUUUGGUCUUUUCAUAGGUUAUGUUGACAGUACCAGAACCACAAAAUACAGCCAAUGUUUUAAGUUCUCUACACCUGCACUCUUUGUCUGGAAUUUAAUCAAAAGUUUAAAAAUUAACAACAUGUAAUUAUAUUCCAUUGCUUGGGGGGAAAAAAGUUCAGAUCCAAGUGGGAUCUGAAAGGGGCAUAAGAUCAUGAGUAUGCUAAACAAGGAGACAUUUUGACAUUGUGUUGCUGUUGUGUGACAGACACACACGCACUCUCCUCCUCCACAAACAUCCUCCUCCUUCUAAAAAUGAAUCUGGUUCUCCAGGCCUGAAGCUGUGCUGUUGGUUUUAGGUGACGCGUUCCUGAAGAGACUUGAGCUACUUGAAAAAAGCUGAUUUUUUUUUUUUUUGUUUUGUUUUUUUGUUUUUUUGAAGCAGCUACAACAGUGACACAAUAAAGGCAGAUUUAUUUAACCACACUUAUGCCUGGUUCAGACUACACUUUUUUUCUGUCUGCUACGAUGAUCACUAUGUCAGAUUACACAAUUAUAGAGUGAUAAAUUCUUGGACAAGGGACAUGACUGCACGUUGGUACCCAACAGAUCACAGCUGUGUGUUUGUAAAAGCAUAAAACACCAGGGGCAAACAGCCCAUGGACCUGUCUUAGGGGUCUGGUACAGGAAGACAUAGAUGUCAGGGUACAGAUCCCACCUCCAAGGCUCUGAUUGGUUUUGGUUGUAAUUACACAAGCACAGCAGCCUGUGUUGUGUCUCCUUCACAGGGGUCUAGAAGUAGCUGUUAAAAAGAAGUGUUUCAAGCCCGUAGUAAAAUAAGGUAGCUACUUCACCAGUGAAAGUCACUGUGCUAACAUUAGCUGUAUCACUGUGAUAUUCAGUGGAAAACGCUGUGAACAGAAGAACCAUCUGUGCUCCUGUUGGUCAUUGGUGCCUCAUCUCGUCGUAGACGAUGUAAAAAAUUCUGACGUGCUAGACUUUGUGCUGGGACAUCGUGAGGUAUCCCAGAUGUAGAAUCGGUUUGUUGUUUACGAUGACACAGUAUAUAAAGUAAAACGAUUGAUUGUCACCUCUGACACCAUUUGUCGGUUCAGUCAUGUUGGGCUGUUAGCGGGCUUGAAUCAUGUAGUCUGAACUGGGCAUUAGUUUAAAACCAUUAGUGUUGGGUUUUUGAGUUUGUAGAAAAAUUAGGUGAUCCUGAUGGAGGCUGGUGUCGUCUGUGUGUGUCCCCCCCGACUGUGUGCAGUUGUUUAGACUGAACUGACAUUUUUGUGUGUCCAUCGUGUCCCUGUCUCAUCACAGACACUGGUGAUGCAGGUCCACCUGGUCAAUACAAACUUUGAACAAACCUCAACUUGAUGCAGACGUUGGGUAAAACGCGUCCGUCGUUUUCAUCAAUGCUUGAGGUUUCAGGAGCUGUUAGCAGUAGCGGUUCACCAGACACAGUGAAGUUAGCAUUUGCCAUGUUGAGAUGGGAGUUGUUAUUUCUGUGUGUUGACUCACGAUGACCUAUUUUCAUGCCAAUGUUUUGUUGCCAUUUUAUAGGCUCUGGCACAGGAAGACAGUGUUCCCAUUUUAAAUACCACCUUCAAAGCUCUGAUUGGUUUGGUUGUGAUUACAAACGGGAACGGCUGUCGGUGAUCACAACACCAGAGCUAUAUGAGUUACUGAAAAAGCCUGAGAUGUGUGCAGCACUUUAGAUGUGUGGAACCAGGCUAAACCAGUGCUUUGUUUGGAGGAUACCAGGCUCCUAUGUUUUCAAAUCCUUUACAUAAGGUGUGUUUCCACCAGAGUUCCUGGUACUUCCUGUUCCCAGGAACUAAAAUCUAAGAACAUUCCCUGGGGUAAAAGUCUCUUGAGCACAUUGUGACCUGAUUACCACAGCGGGGCCAAAGCCCCUGGCAGAUUAAACACAUUGCCCUUUGACAUAAAAGUGUGUGUGUGUGUGUGCACAGGAGCGGGCUGAACACCACAUGUAAAGUGCUGCAUGCUGUCUGACCAAUCAGCUUGCUCAGCAGCAGGUUCCUGUUUCCUGGAGAAAGUUUCUUUUUUGGAAAGGUGGCUUGAAAAAAAGGUUUUAAGAUGGAAUCAGUGACAUCAGAAGCCGAAGGUGGAAGGCCUGCAGUGUGCCUGGAGCCACAGUCGGUACUGUUCAGUGCUUUAAGGGUCAGCUGGGAACAAACCAAGCAGCUGCAGCCAAUGUUUGCAUCAUGUGGAUUAGUGUCUUUAGCUCUGUGGGUUGGACCAAGAGUACGAAGACGAAGCUUGACCACCUCGGUGUCUGCCUCUCUUCCUCUGCUCUGCAUCCACCUUCACCUGCACACAAUGUUUUAAAUUGAUUGCCACCAGAAAAUGAAUGUGUUCAGGUGCUAUCUUAGGAGAAAUGAUCCCUUUUCCUGGCUCGUUCCUGAACAUGAUCAUGCAGCGAUUUGCUAAUGAACUCGCAUAUGAUUUUAGCUCCUGUUCUUUUUUGUUUUCAGGAGUGUAAACACUGUACAAACGUCCAUCACUGCUCCAGAGAAGGGAAGGAAACGACUAAACAUGAAAUGAAUCCCACCCAGUGGAGUGUUGGACUGUGUCAGUGUUUAAAAACUCACACAUGUUAAACAGAAACGUCUAGGAGAAAAGGCUCCUUCUGUUCUGCUUUUCGUUCUUUUACUCUGAGAUCAUUCAACAUACUCUGCUCUUUAAUUAUAUGCUUUUUUUUGUUUUUAGUGUGUGGGAGUUGGGAAUAUCAGAGGAUAGUAACACAGCCAUUAGCUUCACAUGGCAGCCCUGCUGAGGUGACCCUGUGCAUCUUUCACAGUGUCUGUCUCGUCCAGAAAUGUUGGUCUGUAAAUGACAAGGCCAGUGGGGAGGCAGCAGAAACCACCACACCACAAAAUGACAGUGUUGAAAUGCAUUGCUGAUUGUGACUUUGUUCCUGACUCACAUGUUGAGUCACCGUAUGAGACCCAGAUGUUUGUACCAGUUUGAUCUUCACCCUGUGUUUAUUUUUGAUCGUCCUGAGUGUUAGACAGACAGCAGCAGAUGCCGGCGUGAGACCACACUGGUGCUCCCACAGCUCAUUCACUACACCUCGAGGCGUACUUAACAUCACUGCAGACCAGUUUCACAAGCACACCAUCAGUUUGGUGUAUUGAGCCUUUGGUUUCAGUUCAUGUCUGCAUGUUGAGGGAAUCGAUUUACAGUCCAGGCAGUCAGACCUUACAGCACCGGACCAAACUACUUUUUACAUUUCUACGAUGCUUGUUCCCAUUUGACUCGACAGGACUUAAUGAGAUGGUCUUAAAAGAGUGUGAAAGUGUGGGUUCAUUCUGAAUCUGAGAACGAAACUUGUGGCAGUUGCGCCUCCACAAAUAGUAGUAUUAUUAGUAUUAGUAUAAGUAUUUUGGCUGUGAAGAGACGUGUUGAUGAUCAUAAAUACCAAAAGUCCUCUCUGUGUUUAAAAGGCUUCUGAAAUCUGGAUGUUGCCGUUUGGUUGUGAUAUUUGCUGAUGACUCUAUUGAUGGUUGUUGCACCUUUUAACAUUAAAUCAGGGGCAGCGGUUGUGUGUGUGUGUGUGUGUGUGUGUGUGUGUGUGUUCUGACGCCA
This is a messenger RNA of Monopterus albus (swamp eel), 6034 nucleotides long. It is a transcript of the gene ergic3, whose product is annotated as ERGIC and golgi 3. Bases 106 to 1275 code for a protein of 389 amino acids. Gene Ontology annotation, cellular component: endoplasmic reticulum membrane; endoplasmic reticulum; COPII-coated ER to Golgi transport vesicle. Lineage: Eukaryota; Metazoa; Chordata; Actinopteri; Synbranchiformes; Synbranchidae. Gene Ontology annotation, biological process: retrograde vesicle-mediated transport, Golgi to endoplasmic reticulum; endoplasmic reticulum to Golgi vesicle-mediated transport. The transcript is spliced from 14 exons. The record is from RefSeq and is a predicted model, not a curated record.